This is a messenger RNA of Chenopodium quinoa (quinoa), 1198 nucleotides long. RefSeq lists its product as uncharacterized. Bases 653 to 952 code for a protein of 99 amino acids. The transcript is spliced from 4 exons. The record is from RefSeq and is a predicted model, not a curated record. NCBI's taxonomy places the organism in Eukaryota, Viridiplantae, Streptophyta, Magnoliopsida, Caryophyllales, Amaranthaceae.
UAUGAUUAUACUUUUUUAAUAAAAAAUAUUGACAACCCUUUUAAAUAAAUUACAGUUUUUUAAUCUAUGCAACGCACAAGACUAAAUUAGUAAUUUAUUUAUUUACAAAAAUGACACUACGAAAACGAUUUUUGUUUAUUAGGUUGAUUAGCUGGCCUGGGCACCCAACCAAAAAAAAAAAAAAAAAAAAAAAAAAAAAAACAAACUACUGAUAAUAACCCAGAACUCCUGAAGCCAAAAUUUAAUCUUUUUGUGACAAGAGUGAUGACAACUACUUCACUUCUAAAUCCUUAUAAAUUACCCGUUUCUCUUUUAUCGCAAAACCCUUCAAACAAAUUCAACCUCAAAACUCACCAAAUUCUUCAAAUUCGCAGUUACAAAACUCCUCGAUUUUCACGCCCCAGUAGAAUUAUAGCAGUUAUGUCAACAGAGGCUGCUGAUCAAAGCAGAAUAAUUGUUGAAAAGAUGAAUAAUUUGCUUUUUGUUGAGAUGGGGGUUGGUUAUGAUCAACAUGGAUUUUAUUUCAUGAUUUCUCUUCUUUUAUAAUUAUUUUUAUUCAUGGUUUGUUUUAUUUAUGAAUUAUUAAUAAUAAUUGUAAUAUGAAAAAUUGUUGGGCAAUGGUGAAUUCAGGCAGGAUAUAACUUCUGCUGCAAUGCGGGCUUGCCGGGAUGCUAUUUCUUCCAAUUCUAUCCCUGCUUUUCGUAGAGGCUCUAUACCAGGUGUUUCAUUUGAGCAAAUGAAACUGCAAAUCAAGCUUGGAGUACCCCGAUCUCUUCAACAAUCUCUGGACAUUGAGAAGGUCAAAUCUGUGUUUCCAUACAGUGGAAAAAUCCUUGAUGUUGAAGUUGUCGAUGGUGGACUCAUAUGCUCAAGUGGUGUUCAUGUGGAAGAAAUGGGAGAUAAAAAUGAUGACUGUUACAUUGUUAAUGCGGCUGUUUACGUUGGUUACUAAGAACUAUAUAUUCUUGUCUGGCUUUCUGAUACUCUGAGGGUUUGGAUAACUAUGCCAAAUCAAUUCGGAAGAAUGAAGAUGGACUUGCUGUACGUGUGUAUCUGCUUUGCAUGUGAACAUGAACAUCACUCUCCGUGUGUCUGUUAUCUUUGUAGUUACUCUGACUUUUUCACAUUACUCCAUAUAUAACAUGUACGUUCAUCUCAUUAAUGCAAUUGGAAAAAGGCGUUGCCAUUCUGAUACCUA